This is a messenger RNA of Cotesia glomerata, 2539 nucleotides long. RefSeq names its product ras-related C3 botulinum toxin substrate 1 (gene Mtl). The coding region runs from base 263 to 850 and encodes 195 amino acids. Gene Ontology annotation, biological process: small GTPase-mediated signal transduction. Gene Ontology annotation, molecular function: GTPase activity; GTP binding. The record is from RefSeq and is a predicted model, not a curated record. NCBI's taxonomy places the organism in Eukaryota, Metazoa, Arthropoda, Insecta, Hymenoptera, Braconidae. The transcript is spliced from 4 exons.
AUUUUUUUUUAUAUAAAUUUUUAAUUAAAAAUAACAUUAAAUAAAUCAUCGCCAAUGCGCAAACAUUUAGAUUCUAUUCGAUAACAUAAUUAUUGAUAACGUUACAAUCCAACGAUUACUAUUUAAAUAUUAUUUAUUAUCAGUGUACUUGGAAGCAAUUGUUCUAUUUAUUGGGUGUAAAUUAUUGGAGUACUGUAUAGGCUAUAUUCCAACGUCGCGGUUGAGUGUUGUACAAUUUUCUCUAACCUAAAUAAAGAGUACUAUGAGUUCAGGUAGGCCGAUCAAGUGUGUCGUGGUUGGAGAUGGGACAGUUGGAAAAACCUGUAUGUUGAUAUCUUAUACAACAGAUAGUUUUCCUGGUGAAUAUGUGCCUACUGUAUUUGAUAAUUACUCAGCACCAAUGGUAGUCGAUGGAAUUCCUAUCAGCUUAGGUCUGUGGGAUACUGCUGGACAAGAAGAUUACGAUAGAUUAAGACCAUUGUCAUAUCCACAAACAGACGUAUUUUUAAUUUGUUUCUCGGUAACAAGUCCAUCGUCAUUUGAAAAUGUUACUAGCAAGUGGUAUCCGGAAAUAAAGCACCACUGUCCUGAUGCACCUAUGAUCCUUGUUGGUACAAAGAUUGAUUUACGUGAUGACCGUGAAACGUUGACUUUACUUGCUGAACAAGGAUUAAGUGCCAUCAAGCGUGAACAAGGACAAAAAUUAGCUAAUAAGAUACGAGCAGUCAAGUACAUGGAGUGUUCAGCGUUGACGCAAAGGGGUUUAAAACAAGUUUUUGAUGAAGCAAUACGUGCCGUACUGCGACCUGAACCUCAAAAACGUCGUCAGAGAAGAUGUACCCUACUGUAAGGUACACAAGGAGUAAGCACACAAAAAACAAGUUAGCAUAUUUUAUAUCAAAAAGAGAACGAUGGUAUUAAAAAUUUUCAAUUAUUUGAUCGAUAUUAGAAACAACAAAGAAUAAUUAUACAAUUUUUUUAAGAGCUUAACGCAUUAUUUAAUUUGAAUUAAAUUCGGCAGCUAUUUCUAAUUGAUUCAUCUUAGUUUAAUAAACAGUUGAUAAUUCAAUAUUAUUAAUAUUUUAUAAAAAUGAUAUUAAUAUACGAUUUUAAAUCGUUCAGGUAUAUAUCUUAUUAAUUUAGUUUAGGCAUUAAAGCACAUAGAACUGGAUAAAAGUUUAUUAUAGUCAAUUUUUUACUAUACUUUACACAAUGAUAUUCAGAAUCUCGCGUUAUUUAUUUAAUGAACUAUUAAAUAUGAGUUUCGUAUACAACGAAACUAAUAUAUUAAAUAUAUUUAUACGACGCUUGAAAUCGAUUGAUAGUUCACUAGAAUUUGUUUGAUAUGUUACUUUUUUUUCAAUGCGACCAUAAGUUGAAGUUUUUUAUAUAUACAGACGACGAACUCAAAUCUUAUCCUUAUUACUAGGUGCCAUAACAAUGAAGAAAAAAAAAUCAAACAUUAAAUGUCUUGAAUUGGUAUUCAACGAUAUUAUUUAUUACUUACAUAUAAAGUGAAUUGAAAGAGAAAAUUCUACUUAGAACAUUGAUUUUGUAUAAAAAAAAAAACACAAAAAGAAAAAAAAAGACUGUAUUUGGAUGAGCAUAACUGCCAUGUAAUGUAUAUUAGAAAAUCAUACAAAUCAAAUGACUACUACAACGUAAAUAAUUCUUGUCAAUAAGAUAUCUUGACACUUCUCAAACCAUUUAAAAUUUUAUAUUAUUAAUUAUUACUUAAGCACCAUAAAAAAAUACCUCGAACAAUUUGAGAUUACGACUAUUAUAAAUAACUAACUUUAUAGAUAUUAAUUUCAAAAUAUUAUGUCUUGAGACAAUCUCUCGUUGGGUUUUGCAUCUAAGAUUUAACUAAAACAACGAUUAAAUUCUAAAUUAUAAGUAAAUUAUUUGUAUUUUUUCAACAGUACUAAUAAUUUACGUUUAGAUACAACGAUUUGGAGAACAUUUUCGUUUAAUAGUUAAUCUUAUUUAAUAAUCUUUCAAUGGUCUUUGUUAGAACCCGAGCUCAGACAUUAUAUUAUUGUUACAAAAAAACAUAAAAAUGAAAAAAAGAAAAAACAAUAACUUAAAUACAAAGUGUAUUGACGAAGAAAGCUCGAGAUAGUUUUUCAGGUACCUUAUAAUUAAUAGUAAUCUAAUACACCUGUAAUGCGGACAUACUAUUUUUUAUAUUUAAAACAAAAAAAUAGAAGUAAAUCAAGUGAAAAAACUUAUAGAAGCAAACAUUAAAAAGACUACUGUGUCCUAAAUGUUUGUCUUGAUCAAAUAUGAAAUAAAAUCUAAAAUGCUGCUUAUGUAUAAACAUAAAAUCAAAUUAAAAAUCGAAAAUUUCAUUAUAAAGAUGAAAAAAAGAGUUAAAAAAAAUUAAAUAACAAAAAUAAUAUUAUAAAGACAACUCAUUAAGGCACAAUGAUGCUUUCUAAAUGUAUAUAAUGUAGCAUAGAAAAUGUGUAUACUGAAUUCCAAUAUGUUUAAUCAAUAUUUCAUCGGCUGUUACUAAUGUUUCAAUUGAAAAAUAACA